This is a messenger RNA of Anopheles darlingi, 4621 nucleotides long. RefSeq lists its product as uncharacterized. The record is from RefSeq and is a predicted model, not a curated record. The transcript is spliced from 6 exons. NCBI's taxonomy places the organism in Eukaryota, Metazoa, Arthropoda, Insecta, Diptera, Culicidae. The coding region runs from base 1196 to 4621 and encodes 1141 amino acids.
CGAAGCAGGCGGCAGCGCCAAGAUGUACGAUGACGCGAACUCAAGGCAAUCGCGUGUGUACGCCGCCUCUGAGAGGAGCCUCUCUGAGCGAUGCGAGACUACCCUCGGCGCCCGAACACCCCGGCUGCUGCUCCGUCGUCGUCGUCGUCGUCGUCGUCGUGGAUUGGGCCUCGGCCUCUCUCGGUCUCUCGCUCUCGUUCGCUCUCGUUCGCUCUCGUUCGCUCACUUUUCCAUUUGCCCUCUUGUGGCGCUGAUAGCUUCGCGCUCGUCCCGGGGGCCUUCCUUCGGGGAACGGGUUUUGGGUCCGGUCUGGGGUUUUCGGUGUUUUACGUUCACACCAACUAACGACGUGUGGAUGGAAAGAUCAUCGUCGUCGUCGCAACCGUCGUCGUCGUCGUUGUGUACGCAAAGAGCAACAUCGGCAUUAACAGCCUACAAGAAGAAGAAGAAGAGGUAGAGUUUCUCUGUGUGUAGUGGCGGUGGAGCGGGGCGAUAGGCCCUAUAGUGUUUUACUUAAAAGUGUUGGCCACAGUACGAGUACGAGUGAGUGCCAAAACAAUAGUGCCCAGCAAGUGAUCAAGGUGUGUUGGUUGGUUAGUCCGUGUUGUGUGUUGGACAUUUUAGUCAAGAAAACACACGCGUACACAACCGUCAUUGUCGCCGCUGUGUUGAUGAAAAGAUUUGAUUUGUGAGCAAAAGCGAGCCAGCAGCAGCAGCAGCAGCAAAUACGAGCAGGAGGAGAAGGAGGCCGAUACAAAAGUAUUCAUCGCAACGUGACAAAAAAACCGUGCAGCAUCGAGAGGGAGAGAGAGAGAAAGGCUGUGUUUGUGUGUGUGUGUGUGUGUGUGUAUAUGUGUGCGCCCACUGAAACAAUAGAUCCAACAGAGGAAGAGAAGAGGACACAAGGAGGAGCAUCACCAGCAGGAAAGUGAAAGAAACCGGAGAGAACUGCAAGCAUCGGAUCGCAGCUUCUCAUCAUCGACGAGAGUACGUCUUUUUGGCGCUGGUGCGUGCCGCGUCGACGCGUUUGGGGUACGAAGGAGAAGGGCAGCGCAAAGCCACCGUCGUCGUCGUCGUCGUCGUCGUAGUAGUCCUCAGUUUCCCUUUCGUGCAAGCGCGUCACACUUAGCAACAGGAGCAGAAGCAGGAGUGGGAGAGAGAGAAAGAGGGAGGAGAGGUGCCAUUGGCGCGCAACAUGUGUGCAGCAACGGCACCGGUAACGGUGAAACAGGAACGUCACGAUGAGGCCGAAAUCAAGGAGAUGGCCGAGAAGAUCAUGGAGGUACACAAACAGCAAAUAGCGAAAGCGGCCGCCACCGCAACACUACAACAGCAACAGAUACUACCGGGAACGGCGGUCGUUGGUGGUGGAGGAGGGGCCGCGGUACGAACAGCCGGCGGUAUGCUAGCGGGCGGUUCACAAGCCGCCUCAGUAUCGGCGACGGCAGGCGUAAACGGCAUUAGUGCAGCAGCAGCGGCAGCGGCAGCCGGAGGGCAAGCCAACAUACUAAACUAUCUGACGCGCAAACCAACCGCGUCCAACACGACUCCGGCCAACGGUGCCACGGCCGGAAUGCACACCGGUACCGGCGUCUCGCAGAAUGGUGCCAACGGCACAAAGGGAGGGAGCGGCACGCUGGAAGGCAGCAGUAUCGAGGUGUGCGACGAGGAAAGCCUGAAGGGACACUUUGGGUGGGAGACGUUCCCGAACAAAACCUACAUUCCCUACAUACUGCGAGAACAGGAGCGGUACUGUUCGGUGCGCAUGCUGGAAACCCGGCUACUGGGCAAGUACCUCAACUAUCUGCACCAGGACAUCUACACCUGCACCUGCGUCAAGUCGUACUUUAUUACCGAGGCCGAGAGUAAGCUGCUGAACGAGAUCAACGCCAAGCACUCGGACAUGUACUUUGGGCGCGAGAUGUUCACGAUGAGCGAUGGCGUCGUGCGGUUGACCGAUGCGCACAAGUUCUACCGCUUUCUGGACGUGUGCUACCACAAGCUGAUGAUGGGUUGCAGCACACCGAACGACAAGUGCGGCUUCAUACGCAUCAACAAGGAAUCCGUCGUACCGUACACGGUGCGCGAUGGCCAGAAGAUGGUGCCACUGUUUUACUUCGAGGGUGAAACCGAUAACCUGCGGCUGAAGGCGGACAAUCUGUCCGGAUGGGAUCUGUCGUAUUUGAAGUUUUGCUGUAAGGUGCAGGGCAUCCGGAAUGAGCUGUUCGCUAGUGAUUCGGUGGCGGUCAUUAGUUUAACCGACAUUAAGGGAUACUUUCCACCCGGUACCGAGUUUGAAGAUUACUGGCCGAGCAAGGUGGUCGAUUCCCAGCUACUGUCCGGUUCGAAGAGCAACACCACGGUCCACUGGACGAGGCAACCGGCGCACGCACCACAGAAGACGUCCGGUGGUAUGCACGGCGGCGGUGGUGGUGGUGGUGGUGGCGGCUCCCAGGGUCGAAAGGUCUCCAACAACAACAACAACAGCAACAGCAAUGCAUACCAAGCGCUACCGACGCAAGCGAAUCUUGCCAAAAACAACCUGCAAAUGAACAGUAUUACAGCGGCGGCCGUUCAGGCCAUCUCUAACAAUUGGAAUCUCGUGAAUGGUAACCAUGGAAACAUGCUUACUCAGCAAGAGCAACUCCUACGGAUAACGCAAGCACAACAGACUGCACAGGCGCAAGCACAGAUUCGUAGCAUGCAAUUUCAGCAGUACAGUUCCUAUCUCAACAGUGCCCUGUCGAUGACACCACGCGGUUCCCAGAAUCAGGCGGUACCACCGCCGCUAGUCCGUUCGCAGGCCGCUCAUCUGUCAAAUGUCGGUGGAGGUGCAUGUGGUGUUGGUGGUGCUAGUGGUGCCGGCGGCGGCAGCAGCGGUAGCGCGUCCGGAGCCGGUAAUGGUGGUGCUGGUGGUGGUGGUGGCGGCGGCGGCUCCCUGCGCUCGACCAGUACCAGCAAUCCAUUGCCGUACCUGAACCCUGCCCUCUCCAUAUUCGCCACCUCAAGCAGUCCCAAUGGCACCGUCAACAUGUCCCGCCUGAACCAUCAGCAGAUCAGUGAGCUCACGACGUCGCCCGGUGGGAACCGCGAAUCGCUUCUCUCGGGCAACAGCGCCUUCGGUGGAUUAUCGCUAGGGCGUAACGUUACCAUCACACCGACGUCGGCCAACAGCACCGGCAGCAGCUACCAACGUGGGACAGCAGGAGGCAGUGGUCAAUCGAAGAGUGGCGCCUACUACAACCAAUCGGGCGUGCCGGUAGCGUACCCGAAAAACCCGCCUGUUUCGAUCACCGCUCUUCCGAUCGGUUCUCCAACGCGUGCCUCACCGAAGGGCGUGCAGGCACGUCAACCACCGCCUGCUUUGAUCCCUGUGCAGGGAGGGGAAGGUGUUGGUGGUGGCCACCAGGUGCCACCGUAUCCACAGAAUGCCGUCGAUCUGGUGACGCAGUUGACGAGCCUGUUCGGUUCGGAUAAGCUCGAGAUGAUACAGGAUCUGCUGCAAGAUAUGGGUGUUGGCGGCGGUGCCAUUGGGCAGGCUCGCGAGCGAAGCAACACCAGUCACCUUACCACACCUUCGUACCGGGACCACACCACCACUGGUAGCGUUUCGGUGACCGGAGGGUCGGCGGGUUCCUCCUCUUCUGUUAUUGUGCAUGACGGUGGUAGUAGACGUGGCGGUGGUAGUAGAGUAGACGAGUUUGCGCGGAACCAACAGAGCGUCAUCAAGAGCGCCAUCGGAAGCAACGGCGGCAGCGGAAGCUACGCUUACCGUGGCCAUCAUACCGGGUCCGGCGGAACGUUGGAUGUAAUCGAUCUGUCUUCUUCCCCAAGGUCCAGCAUGGCCGGAGCGGCAACCCUCAGCCAGCAACACCAGCAGCAACUGCAGCAGGCGGCGGUCGCCCAACAGCAGGCACAGCAGCAGCAGCAACAAUCACAAUCCUCUGGUGGUGGUAGUAGCAGCGGCAGCAAGCGAUCAGCGAGCGGAUCUUCGGGCCAUUCCGGCGGCAGCAGUAGUCGAUCAAGCACUAUCAUCAGUUCCUCGAGCGGUGGUGGUGGCAGUAGCGGAGGUUCCAUUACUAGCAGUAACAGCUAUCGCAAUGCCACUAGCGUGAGCGUGUUGCAACAGUUGCAGCAGCAGCAACAGCAACAGGCGGCUGCCGCUGCAGCUGCCAUCGCUGCCGCGGCCUCUGCCGUCGUCGGUAGUGUGGGUGAUACGCCCCGUAAUCUGACCAUCAUACCAGAGCUAAACAUUGGCGUAACCCCGUACAAACCGUACGAGGUGGUGAAGAAACCGGUGGAAAACAAAAUCAUCUACUGCGUCAACAAGACGCCCUAUCGACACAACGAAUAUCUGAUGACCAUUUUUGAUUUGAAGGAUGUGUUUUUCCCCUAUGUUAACCUGGAAAUGUGUCGCCGGGUGCUGACCGCGCUGGAAAUUAAUCUUUUCAUCGGCAAUAGCCUGCAGUAUCAAGCCCUGCUGGAAGCUGGCCGCACGAAUGUGGACAAAAUGCCAAUGGUGCAGGUGACCGAUGUUAUGACUUAUAUGCCGCAACUGCAGUACAUGGUGCGGAGCCAGAUCCAGGAUACGCCCGCCAGCAAGCGGGCUCGCAUCAGCUAG